Molecule: messenger RNA, 645 nt
Organism: Humulus lupulus (European hop)
Lineage: Eukaryota; Viridiplantae; Streptophyta; Magnoliopsida; Rosales; Cannabaceae
Product: probable DNA helicase MCM9
Exons: 7
Coding region: 1-582 (193 amino acids)
Biological process (GO): double-strand break repair via homologous recombination
Cellular component (GO): nucleus; MCM complex
Molecular function (GO): single-stranded DNA binding; ATP binding; single-stranded DNA helicase activity
Source: RefSeq, a predicted model, not a curated record
AUGGUGGUAAUGAUAUGUUGCUUUACAAAUGACGUUAUAGUCACUGGGGUCUUAACUGCAAGGUGGUCGCCUGACUUAAAAGAUGUUCGCUGCGACCUUGAUCUUGUGUUGAUUGCUAAUCAUGUGAGGAGAACAAAUGAGCUGAAAUCGGAUAUUACUAUUCCUCAUGAUGUCAUUAUGAAAUUCAAUCAAUUUUGGAACGAGUUUAAGGAUACCCCUUUGAAAGGGAGAAAUGCAAUAUUACAAGGUGUUUGUCCACAAAUUUUUGGACUCUUCACUGUAAAGCUUGCAGUUGCAUUAACACUUAUUGGAGGUGUGCAACAUGUUGAUGCUUCUGGAACCAAGGUACGAGGAGAGUCUCAUUUACUUUUGGUUGGAGACCCAGGUACCGGGAAAUCUCAGUUCUUGAAAUUUGCUGCAAAGUUAAGUAACAGAUCUGUUGUCACUACUGGCUUAGGAAGCACUAGUGCUGGACUCACUGUCACUGCAGUCAAGGAUGGAGGUUGGGGAUCGAAUUGGCAAGGAGCAUUGCAAAGGUACUUUGCAAGAGUUGUUAAACCCAGACAAAAAACAAGAUUUUAGUAAGAGAACAACAUCAAAUACAAAUUCAUUGGAGAUGGAUAAAAGUUGGAUCCAUCUUAACAG